AUGGUGGGAGUGAGGCCCCACAGCACCAAGGCUGACCCUGGACCCAAACCUGUCAAGCGCCCUCGACUCCAACUAGACCAGCGUGUUCCACAGGACCUGGAAGGGCCUAUGCAGCCUUCCAGUGACAGGCUGACCUCCGUGGUGUUCCUGCCCUCUGGCUCUGCCCUGCAGCUGCACCUGGAUAGAUUCGACCUGCUGCUCCAGCCCCAACCAACCUCCAUCCUACAGGUGUCGCUCCCAGGACACACCCUCCUCUUGGUCCCCGAGGGCCUGCAGGCCUCCACUUGGCCAGGACAUCCUGAGUUCUCACCCACCAGGCCGCUUGGGUCUGCACUCCUGGACUUGCCCCGGGAACACAUAGUCAUCGAGCCAGGAUCCAUCAGUCCUUCGGUAAGGGACAGUGAGGUUUUGGAAUCUGCCUCUCCCUCAGGGAGGCCAUGGAUGAAUGCUCCAGCUGGCCUGACCCCAGGGCUUCAUCUCUCUUCUUCAUUUCAGGGUCCAGUCCCAGAUUGCUGGAGUCCUUCAGACUCUCCGAGUGCAGAGAGCUAUGAUCCGUGGUCCACCCGGAGCCUUAAAGGCAGCAUGCUGGAGCCUCUUCCAGGCUCAACACUGCAGCCUCCCCCUCCAUCUCCUCCUUCAAGUGCACAAGAAGAGCGCCCACUGAAUCCUGUGAGACCUACUCGCCCUCCGUGCAAGGCCAGGAGGCGCCUCUUCUAG
Rattus norvegicus (Norway rat) is the source of this 717-nucleotide messenger RNA. It is a transcript of the gene Prr23d1, whose product is annotated as proline rich 23 domain containing 1. Lineage: Eukaryota; Metazoa; Chordata; Mammalia; Rodentia; Muridae. The record is from RefSeq and is marked validated. The coding region runs from base 1 to 717 and encodes 238 amino acids. The transcript has a single exon.